Molecule: messenger RNA, 183 nt
Organism: Podospora pseudocomata
Lineage: Eukaryota; Fungi; Ascomycota; Sordariomycetes; Sordariales; Podosporaceae
Exons: 3
Coding region: 1-183 (60 amino acids)
Source: RefSeq, a predicted model, not a curated record
AUGCCAUCCACGAGAAAAAUUGGGAGAGCCAUUCCUCCAUACCUUGACAGCAACACAACGAUUCACUUGACAGCAACGGUUAGGAAUCAUCCGGGCCCUUCCCUGAUUUCGGCACUCGACCUGGCCCAGAAGCAGCUCAGAAAGAGGUCACUCGACGAUCUGCAAGACCUGUGUCCAAAAUAA